Molecule: messenger RNA, 1134 nt
Organism: Hevea brasiliensis (rubber tree)
Lineage: Eukaryota; Viridiplantae; Streptophyta; Magnoliopsida; Malpighiales; Euphorbiaceae
Exons: 1
Coding region: 1-1134 (377 amino acids)
Source: RefSeq, a predicted model, not a curated record
AUGGAAGCAAAUUCUGCUGAAGAGAAAUGGGAACAUUCUUGCUCUCAUAAAGAGGAGGAAGGAGAAGAAGAGGAGGAAGCAGAAGCAUUAUCUCUUUGCGAUUUACCAGUAAAUUUGAUCAAAGAAGAAAACCAAUCAAGUAAAGAAGCUGCUCAAGAAACUGAGGCCAGUCAAGAAGAUUUCGAUUUUGGACCCUGGGGUGGCUCUCUUUCUACAAGCUCAGAAAUGUGUGCAGCUGAUGAUAUAUUCUUUCAGGGCCAAAUUCUCCCAUUUCGACUCUCGGUUAGUUCUGAAACUGGUCUUAACAAGUUAAGGCAGGACACCAUGAACCCAAGCCGAUGCGUAUCGAGGUCAGAAUCCAUGGACCACGGUUCAAUAGGAGGGUUUACAAGUUUCAGUAGCAGAAGCAGUAGCAGUAGAAGCCAAUUCUCAUCAAGAAGCACCAGCGCAUUCAAUACCAGCAAAAUAAUUUCAAAGCCAAGAAUCCAAAAUCAGUUUCACACUCAACCAAGUCCCAAGCCUCAAAUUAGACUUUCCAGCAGCACCUCACUUGGAAAUGCUGGCAGUAACAGGAACAGAAAAUCAACCGUAUGGGAUUUUUUAAAAUUGGGUUUGGUCCGUACACCAGAAAUUGAAUUGCAAGAUCUCAAGGUUCGUACACCCGUUAGUAGAAACAGCAGUUCAAGUAGUUCUAACAGCAACUCCAGCGUCAGGAUUAGUAGUAACAAUAGAGGUCGAAUUAGUAACAGCAGCAGCAGCCAAGGAGAGAACACGGAGAAACAGAGAAAACAGAGUUUGUUGGAAAAAAGAUCAGGAGGGUUAUUAAGUGGGUGUAGUUGUACAGUUAAUGCAGUGAAACCAGUUCCAUUGAGCAUAAUCAUCAUUAAAAGAAGGAAUAGUACGGAAAAUAGCAAUAACGACAAAAGCAAAGAAAAAGAGAUAGCAGAGGAUAUGCUACAAGAAUCGAAGAUAAAGAACAAGAACAAGAAGAAAAUGGUGGAAAAGCAGCAACAGCAGCAUCAGAAGAAGCAGGGAAAGCAAGCAAUGUCACGUCAUCGAACGUUUGAGUGGAUAAAGAAGCUUUCAAAUGCAAGCUUUCUUGUUGAUCAUGAGGAGGAGGGCCUAGACUUGUGA